This is a messenger RNA of Scomber scombrus (Atlantic mackerel), 1316 nucleotides long. RefSeq names its product short chain dehydrogenase/reductase family 39U, member 1 (gene sdr39u1). NCBI's taxonomy places the organism in Eukaryota, Metazoa, Chordata, Actinopteri, Scombriformes, Scombridae. Bases 96 to 1004 code for a protein of 302 amino acids. The transcript has 6 exons. The record is from RefSeq and is a predicted model, not a curated record.
ACAGCCUCUUCACUGAACAUCACCUUCAUGAAGCUCGGAGACUCCUGCAGCCACACUCGUUAUUUAAGUCAACAUUGGACGCAUAUUUGGGGACUAUGAGAGUCUUAAUAGGAGGAGGAUCUGGCUUCGUGGGCCGUGAGCUGAUUCGCCUGCUCAGAAACAAAGGUCACGAGGUCACAGUGAUAUCUCGCCAGCCCGGUCCAGGGAAGAUAACAUGGGGUGAAUUAGAGUCUAGUGGCCUCCCACCGUGUGAAGGUGCCGUCAAUUUGGCCGGAGAGAAUCUCAUGAACCCACUGCGAUGGUGGAACGAAAGCUACAAGAAGGAUUUGUUUUCCAGUCGCAUCGACACUACAAAAACUCUCGCUCAAGCUAUCGCUGCUUCCUCCAGUCCUCCUCACUCCUGGGUCCUGGUCUCAGGUGUAGCGUGCUACGAGCCCAGUCUGACAGCUGAGUACACAGAAGACAGUGAAUGGUCACCGUUUGACCUCCUUUCUAGACUGGUGAAAGAGUGGGAGGCCUCCGCACUCCUGCCUGAGAAUGUGGCAAAAAACACCAAACAAGUGGUCAUCAGGCCGGGGGCAGUGCUGGGUCGUGACGGCGGUGCCAUGAAGCAAAUGCUGCUGCCCUUCUGGCUUGGCCUCGGGGGCACCCUGGGCUCCGGGACACAGCCUUUCCCCUGGAUCCACGUCUCAGAUCUAGCAGGGAUCAUCGCCCACGCCCUGGAGCCCCCUGCAGACACCCCUUCCCCUUCAGCACAGGUGUUAAAUGGAGUUUCACCCGCCCUGAACACCAACUACGAGUUCACUAAAGAACUGGGGCGGCUCCUGAGGCGGCCCACUAUAUUUCCUGUACCCGGCUUCGUUAUGAAUGCAUUCAUGGGCUCGGAGAGGGCUGUGGUCCUCACACAGGGCCAGAAAGUCAUACCCAAGAGGACUUUAGAGGCCGGAUUUCAGUACAAGUAUCCAGACUUGACCUCGGCCCUGAAAGAGAUCGUUGGGAGUUAACAGAUGUUGAAAUAAUGUGACUUAAAAGUUACUGUAAUUAUGUUUUCCUGUGUUACAAGAAUAUAAACGACAAUGAUAAGUCAAAUCCAUCUACUGGUUGAUGAUAUAAGUCCCAGAUUUCUCAGAUAUUAAUGAGUGCUUCAUAUCACAUAAAACCAUUUUCUAAAUUGGGUUUUAAAACCUGCAGAUGUUUUUUGCUGUUGUUUUUCAUACUUAGCUUUAAAAUAAAUCUGAGCACCAGAGAUGCAACAAACAAGGUGUGAUAGCAUUCUUGCAUACAUUUAGUAUCACAUUGUACAAGCUGGCUCAACA